AUGUCGAAUCCCGUAGCUGGCACGCAAGAAGCAGGUUCAACGGCGAUCGCGUUUGCGUUAAAGGACGUCUCGGUUGAGCGUAUAGUGGGGCCUGGAAACGACGAGGUGGUGAAAAUAGGGUCCUUCUGGGAGUCGCAGCCCGUAGUGAUUCAUUUUCUCCGCCGCUUUGGCUGCCGCAUCUGCAGGGGGGGAGCCAUGGACAUGUCUCGCGCCAUCCCCCACCUGCACAACGCGGGCGUGCGAGUCGUUGCCAUCGGGUUGGACCAUCUGGGGAUGGACGAGUUCAUAGAUGGAGGCUACUGGAAGGGCGAGUUGUACAUCGACGAUGGCAAGCGCGCCUACCGAGCCCUGCAGCUCAAGUCCAUCUCGCUCUGGCAGGUAGCGUAUCAGCUACUGUUUGACAAGACAGUGAAGAAGUCCCUAGGAGACACGGCCAAUGUGAAGGGCGACCUGGCUGGAGAUGGCCUGCAAUUGGGAGCCACAUUCGUGUUCGAUAAAGGUGGCAAGCUGCUUCAUGAUUUUAGACAAGUGACAGUGGCAGACCAUCCGUCUCCAGAAGAGCUUUUGAAGCCCUUUGGAAUUGAUACAAGUACGCCCAACCCCCCUCCCGCCGCUGUUCCCGAUCAGGGACCCGUCUCCCUCCGCCUCCCCGUCGUGCGCGCGGCGGCAGGCGAUGCGGAGAGCAGCGGCGCGGAGAAGCCGCGGGGGGAGCGCGCCAAGGGCAUCUUCGAGUUCGUGACGGACAACCCGUCGAGCCGCUCCGCCAUCCAGCUCAAGAACGCGCCCGCCAUGGACGGCAACGUCGGCCAGAUGAUCUCGGUGCGUGCGCGUGACGCUGGCGCUGGAGGCGAGGCGGAGAAGGGGCGGGCGGGAGGGUCGGAGGAAUACGUUGAGGCGUUUCAGUGGAAGGCCGGGGCGAUAGAGGACAAGGGCAAGGACAUGGGGUCGUACUUGCUGUCGGGCGAGUUCCAAUACUUCGUCCGCCAAAUAGGCAACACGGGCGAUCCUCUGGUGGUGUACCUGCACGGCGCACCGGCACAGUCGUGGGGCUUCCGAGAAGUGAUGCAGCAGAUGGCGGAGAAGGGCUACAGAGGCAUUGCGCCCGACUGGCUGGGCUUCGGCUUUUCAGAGAAGCCCCAACCAGGGUACUACUUCGCUUAUACUGAGGAUGCGUACCAUCAAGAGAUGGACCGCCUCUUGGAGACUCUCAACGUCACAGAGCCAUUCUAUCUUGUCGUGCACGGCUAUCUGGUGGGCAGCUACGGCCUCACAUGGGCGCUCAAGAACUGCAGCCGCCUCAAGGGGCUCGCCAUCCUCAACACGCCGCUCUCCCCCUCCUCGCCCCUGCCCCAGAUCUUCCAGCAACUCAGACUGCCCUUCGUGGGCGAGUUCCAGUGCCAGAACGCCGUGCUGGCAGAGCGCUUCAUCGAGAAGGGCAGCCCCUACUCUCUCGAGUUGGACAAUGCAGACGUGUAUCGCCUGCCUUACCUUGACAGCGGAGAGCCCGGAUUCUCUCUCCUGGAGACGGCCCGCAAGGCCAACCCCAAGCAGCUGGGGGAGAGGAUUCAAAACGCGCUCUCUUCCUCUAGCUGGACGGUGCCAACAGUGAUCGCAUGGGGCAAGGACGACCCAUACAUCCCCAUCACAGAAGCCCAGGCCAUUGCCAAGACCAACUCUUCAUCAGUCACUCUCCGGGUGCUGGAGGGGGCCGGGCACACGCCGCAGGAGGACUG
This is a messenger RNA of Closterium sp. Naga37s-1, 1733 nucleotides long. The record is from the annotation of a GenBank genome assembly. NCBI's taxonomy places the organism in Eukaryota, Viridiplantae, Streptophyta, Zygnematophyceae, Desmidiales, Closteriaceae.